Messenger RNA from Sciurus carolinensis (gray squirrel), 2286 nucleotides. RefSeq names its product transmembrane protein 151B (gene Tmem151b). The record is from RefSeq and is a predicted model, not a curated record. NCBI's taxonomy places the organism in Eukaryota, Metazoa, Chordata, Mammalia, Rodentia, Sciuridae.
AGAGCAGUGCUGGGAGCGGGGAAGGGGUGCGCGGCGCCCCUGUUGCUUCUUCCCUUUGCGGGGUGGUUAUUAGGUAGGCUUGGGGAAGGCGGAGUUUGGGGGGCCGGGGGCGGGGCUGGGCUGCGCUGGGAGGAAGAGGGGGGGCGCGCUGGCUCUAGCUCCGCUCAGACAAAAGGCGGCGGCGGGAGCGGGCGGGAGGCGGAGCGGCGCCGCGAGGGCCUCAAGGUGACACCCGCCCCCGGCCCCGGCCCCCCCAGCCCGGCCCCUCUAGCCUGCCCCCCACCCACGGCCUCCAUCCCCUUACCCCCGGUGCCCUUUCCAGGCCCCCUCCCCCCCGUCGGGGGGUGGGGAGCAGCGAGGGCCCCGCCCCCUCCCGCCCCUUCCCCAGGGCCCGCGCAGGAUGCCCCCAGCCCCUGGCAGCCCCCCGGGAGGUCCUGAGCUCGACGCGCCCCCUCUACGCCAUGUCCCCCCCUGGCUCGGCCGCGGGAGAGAGCGCCGGCGGCGGCGGCGGCAGUGGCGGCUCCGGGGUCCCGGAGGAGCCCAUGGCAGCGGCGGACGAGGGCCCCGCCCGAGAGGAGCAGCGUCCCAUCCAGCCCUCUUUCACAAAAUCCCUCUGCCGUGAGUCCCACUGGAAGUGCCUCCUGCUCUCGCUGCUCAUGUACGGCUGCCUGGGGGCAGUGGCUUGGUGCCAUGUCACCACAGUGACCCGCCUCACCUUCAGCAGCGCCUACCAGGGCAACAGCCUCAUGUACCAUGACAGCCCUUGCUCCAACGGCUAUGUCUACAUCCCCCUGGCCUUCCUGCUCAUGUUGUACGCCGUCUACCUGGUGGAGUGUUGGCACUGCCAAGCCCGCCAUGAGCUGCAGCACCGUGUUGAUGUGAGCAGUGUGCGGGAGCGUGUGGGCCGCAUGCAGCAGGCCACGCCCUGCAUCUGGUGGAAGGCCAUCAGCUACCACUAUGUACGCCGAACCCGUCAGGUCACCAGAUACCGCAACGGAGAUGCCUACACCACCACCCAGGUCUACCAUGAACGGGUCAACACGCAUGUAGCGGAGGCCGAGUUCGACUAUGCGCGCUGUGGCGUCCGAGACGUGUCCAAGGCGCUGGUGGGGCUGGAGGGCGCGCCUGCCACGAGGUUGCGCUUCACCAAGUGCUUCAGCUUUGCCAGCGUGGAGGCUGAGAACGCGUACCUGUGCCAGCGCGCGCGCUUCUUCGCCGAGAACGAGGGCCUGGACGACUACAUGGAGGCGCGCGAGGGCAUGCACCUCAAGAACGUGGACUUCCGCGAGUUCAUGGUGGCCUUCCCGGACCCAACCAGGCCUCCCUGGUAUGCCUGCUCGUCGGCCUUCUGGGCCGCGGCGCUGCUUACGCUGUCGUGGCCCCUUCGCGUGCUGGCCGAGUACCGCACGGCCUAUGCGCACUACCACGUGGAGAAGCUCUUCGGUCUGGAGGGCCCGGGUUCGGCUAGCAGCGCGGGCGGCGGCCUCAGCCCCAGCGACGAGCUGCUGCCCCCUCUUACCCACCGCCUGCCGCGGGUCAACACGGUGGACAGCACGGAGCUCGAAUGGCACAUUCGCUCCAACCAGCAGCUGGUGCCCAGCUACUCCGAGGCGGUGCUCAUGGACCUGGCGGGGCUGGGCGCGCGCUGCAGCGGCGCGGCGGGCGGCGGCUUCGCGCCCACCUGCCGCUACGGCGGGGUGGGCGGCCAGGGCGCGGCGGGCGUGGCCCCGUACCGGCGCAGCUGCGAGCACUGCCAGCGCGCGGUCAGCAGCUCGUCCAUCUUCUCGCGCAGCGCACUAAGCAUCUGCGCCAGCCCGCGGGCCGGCCCCGGGCCGGGCGGAGGCGCGGGCUGUGGGGGCAGUCGCUUCUCGCUCGGCCGUCUCUACGGUUCCCGACGCAGCUGUCUGUGGCGCAGCCGGAGCGGGAGCGUCAACGAAGCGAGCUGCCCCACGGAGCAGACGCGGCUGUCGAGCCAGGCCAGCAUGGGGGACGACGAAGACGACGACGAGGAGGAGGCCGGCCCGCCGCCGCCCUAUCACGACGCCCUCUACUUCCCGGUUCUCAUCGUCCACCGGCAGGAGGGGUGUCUGGGCCACAGCCACCGACCGCUGCACCGCCACGGCUCCUGCGUGGAGACCUCACUGUGACCUCCGGCCCUGGAGAGGCCCUUAGCGUCCUCUCUCCUGCCCCUUGCCGCCUGUGCUCCCUGCGUGUAGCGGGGGGAGACACGAGGAUGACUGAGGCUGGGCAGGUUACAGCAGGAAGAGGGGAGAGGGUAAGAGGAGA